This is a messenger RNA of Mercurialis annua (annual mercury), 1961 nucleotides long. Its product is annotated as protein NRT1/ PTR FAMILY 5.2-like. Gene Ontology annotation, molecular function: tripeptide transmembrane transporter activity; dipeptide transmembrane transporter activity. The coding region runs from base 56 to 1825 and encodes 589 amino acids. Gene Ontology annotation, cellular component: membrane. Gene Ontology annotation, biological process: dipeptide transport; transmembrane transport. The record is from RefSeq and is a predicted model, not a curated record. NCBI's taxonomy places the organism in Eukaryota, Viridiplantae, Streptophyta, Magnoliopsida, Malpighiales, Euphorbiaceae. The transcript has 4 exons.
UGUUAUUGAGACCUCUAAAAAUCUCUCUGCCUAUAGCUUUAUUUCUCCAUACCAAAUGGCAAACAUAGAAGAAAAAGUUCAUUCAGAUUAUACUGAAGAUGGCACUGUUGAUCUCAAAGGUCAACCUGUCUUAAGAUCAAACACUGGGAGAUGGAAAGCUUGUUCCUUCAUAGUUGGGUAUGAAAUAUUUGAGAGAAUGGCGUAUUAUGGAAUAGCAUCAAAUUUGGUGUUGUAUUUGACAAAGAAGCUGCAUGAAGGGACUGUAAAAUCAGCAAAUAACGUUACAAAUUGGGGUGGAACUGUUUGGAUGCUCCCCAUUUUUGGUGCUUAUAUUGCUGAUGCUCAUCUCGGUCGCUUUCGCACUUUUCUCGUUGCUUCUGCCAUUUAUCUCUUGGGAAUGUCUCUCCUAACCCUAGCAGUUUCAUUACAUGCACUAAGACCUCCACCAUGCCCUAAUGGCAUCACCGAAGAGCUAUGCAGCAAGAAAACCUCCUACACUUUACCAAAGAUCGUCUUCUACGGUGCACUAUACACAAUAGCACUCGGCACAGGUGGAACCAAACCCAACAUUUCCACAAUGGGAGCAGACCAAUUCGAUGACUUUGAACCCAAGGAAAGGACCCAAAAGCUCUCGUUCUUUAACUGGUGGAUGUUCAGCAUUUUCUUUGGCACCCUUUUUUCAAACACAUUCUUGAUUUACAUUCAAGAUAAUGUUGGUUGGAGCUUAGGGUAUGCUCUUCCUACUGCUGGCCUCGCAAUUUCCAUAAUCGUGUUCUUGAUUGGUUCACCGUUUUAUAGGCAUAAGGUUCCUUCUGGUAGUCCUUUUACUAAGAUAGCUCAGGUUUUGGUUGCUGCUGUGAGUAAUUGGAAGGUUCCUGUUCCUAAUGAUCCUAAGGAGCUUCAUGAAGUUUGUAUAGAGGAGUAUUCAAGAUCUAAUAAGUUUAGAAUUGAUCACACCCCUUCUUUACGGUUCCUUGACAAAGCAGCUGUACUAAAGGGUGGAUCAAGUUCAACAACACCUUGGAAGUUAUGUCCAGUGACCCAAGUUGAAGAAACCAAACAAAUGAUGAAAAUGCUUCCAAUUUUACUAACCACAAUCAUACCAAGCGCAGUCAUGGCUCAAGGAUCCACAUUAUUCAUCAAACAAGGCACCACCUUAGACAGAACCAUGGGACCUAAUUUCCAAAUCCCACCAGCCUGUCUAACCGCAUUCGUCACACUCUUCAUGCUCAUCACCAUAGUCGUAUACGACCGCUACUUCGUUCCAUUCGCCGGACGCUACACCAAGAACCCUAGAGGUAUCACAUUGCUACAAAGACUUGGAAUAGGCUUAAUCUUGCACAUCAUCAUUAUGGCCGUAGCAUUUGUCGCUGAAAGAAAGAGACUAAGCGUCGCUAAAGAACGUAAUCUUUUCGGUAAAAAUGAUAUAAUUCCUGUCAGUAUUUUCAUUCUUCUUCCUCAGUUUGGAUUGAUGGGUGUUGCUGAUACUUUUGUUGAAGUUGCGAAGUUGGAGUUUUUCUAUGAUCAAGCCCCAGAAGGAAUGAAAAGUUUAGGGACUUCAUAUUUUACUAGCAGCUUGGGAAUUGGUAGUUUCUUGAGUAGUUUUCUACUGAAAAUAAUUUCUGAUAUUAGUAACAAGUAUGGUUCAAGAGGAUGGAUUCUGGAUAAUCUAAAUUUGUCUCGGUUAGAUUACUAUUAUGCAUUCUUGGGAAUCUUGAGUCUAGUCAAUUUUCUUGCUUAUUUGAUUGUUUCUAAUUUGUUUGUUUAUAAUGUUGAUCAAGAAUCUAAAAGAGAAGCAAUUGAAAGCUCGCCGACCGAAAGUUAGACAAGAGAUCCAUGAAGGUCAUGUAUAUAUAAAAGUUGAUGGAAACAAGUGAAAAAAAUUUAGAUUACAAGUUUUUUAUUUUUGGGUUAGAGUUUUUUUCGGAUAUUGAAUAUAGUAUAUUUACAUGUUCAAUUUA